AUGGGUGUGUUGAAAAAGCCCACCAUGUCCCUGGACAACUACGAGAAGUUGACCGUCACCUUUGUGAACAAAUGGAAGCAUGGAGGUGAGAAGCAGGGCUGGUGGAGGCGAGCCCGUCUGGUUGCCAGGCAGUUCAAGUGGGCCAGCAUGAUGGGCGAUGAGGAGACGUUUUCGCCUGCAUCGGUGGCACCACUUUCGAGGCAUUUGAUCCUGCUUGCGCAGGAGUGGGGCACGCCAAUCUGGGUGUGCGAUAUCAAGGACGCUUACCUCAACGUCGAGCAGCCGGAGGAUGAGCCCGUGGUGGUUUUGAUCGGAGGCGAGUGGUGGCAGCUUGGCCGUGUUUUGCCUGGACAACGUCGAGGUGCACAGGUGUGGUGGAACCAGCUUCGAGGAGACUUGAGCGACACCCACAUGGAAGGGCUUCCAGAAGUCCCAACUUUGAUGAGAAAUCUGAAGGCCAGACAAGCAACCCAAGUGCAUGUGGACGACAUGCAGCUCACGGGAGACGAUGUCGAGGGCCCUUUCUCUUUGGUUGGAGAUGAAUGGGAGUUCCUGAAGCGCCGCUAUACCAUCGAGGGUGACUACUCCAUCACCGUGAGACCGGCAGCGCACUUCUACCAGGACAUCUAUGACCUUCUGGAUUGCCCUCGCCAUCGCACUACUGCUGGACCUGGAGGUGGCGACAGUCUCUUUCAGGUUGACGACAGCAAAGCAUUGUCAUCGUCACAGGCAAAGCUUUUCAGGACGAUUGUGGGAAAACUCCUUUACAUUAGUGGGGAGCGUCCGGAUGCUCAAGUCGUGAUCCAGUACCUUGCUGGAAAAGCUAGUCAGCCGACAGAGCGAGCGCUGAAGGUUCUGAAACACCUGGCCGGGUUCCUCCACUCCACGCGGGACUAUGGCAUCAAUCUUAAGAACCAGCCCGGCAUCUCUAUUCUUCGUGAUGGUUCGAGUUCUUCUUCGGCAUCUUCAGGCAGCGAGCAGCGACCGGCGCUGGUUGAGGCCAUCAGUGACAGCAACUUUGCCAAUGAUAGGGAGACAAGGAAGAGCUUGUCAUGUGGGCAGGUCUAUGUGAACAGGGCUCUUGUCUACAGCUUUGUUCGGAACCAGAAGGUUGUCACCCUGUCAAGUGGAGAAGCCGAGUUGGUGGCUCUCACUCAGGUGGUCUCCGAGGCGAUCCUCAUCAAGAAGGCUUGGACCUUCCUCACGGAGUUUGAGGUUGACAUGAUCGCCCGUACUGAUUCUUCUGUGGCGAGAGCUAUUGCUCAGAGAGCAGGUGUCGGGAGAGUUCGGCAUUUGCAGACGUCAUGCUUGUGGAUUCAACAAUGGUGCGCAAGGCGUGAACUGAAGGUCUUGGCCAUCCCCACGGAGACGAACCCUGCUGAUGUUGGCGCAAAGGUUCUCAAAGCCAAUCGGCUUCGGACGCUGUGUGGCAUCAUGGGCAUGGUCAAUGGAGGCGGAAGCCUUAUUGGGGCCGACGCUCAAGAUAAUGGGCAGCUCACGAAAAACCAAGCCAAGCUGGCGCUGCGACUUGUUCAGGCAGUGUUGGCUACUCAACUUCAAGGAUGCGCUCCUGGAGGUGAUGAUCGUGGUGGCCUGAGCUAUGACAUGCUUGUCAACUUCAUGGCGGUUGUCGGUGCCUUGGUGGACUACUUCAUCAACAGCUUUAUCCACUAUGUGAGCGUCUUCGGCUAUGUGCUGGAUAACUUUGGCGGCGGCUACCUCAUCAUCUUCGGUGGACUUUGGAUCCUGAUCCUCAUCGGCUACUUGGUCCUUGGCACGUCAUGGCGGAUCACUUUGAGCUGGCGAAGUGGUCGCUCAGGGCUUGAGCCUGGCUAUGGAGAUGAUCAAUCCUCAGCUGAGGGGGCGACUUCAGCUGUGGAUGCGGCUACUUCGACCACGAUUGGCAUCAUCGACCCUGUGAAUGAUGCAUUGGAUGACGACGCCUUUGAGGACUACUUGCGCAGCGCUGGACUUGAUGCUGUGCCUUCAGGUCAUGGACAGGCUUCAUCAUCUUCGAGCUCUAUGGCUGCUACUCCCUUGGUUUCGGCCAUCUACGCCAACCACAUCUACUCCGCCUACGGCUUUCGCAAACCGUACCUCAACGAUGAGCCCAAUUGCAGGUGCAGCGCCUAG
Molecule: messenger RNA, 2133 nt
Organism: Symbiodinium pilosum
Lineage: Eukaryota; Dinophyceae; Suessiales; Symbiodiniaceae
Source: the annotation of a GenBank genome assembly